ACAAUUACGCCUCGUCGAGCAUCUCUCGCAACAGCUAGCGACCGUUUUGGCAAGUCUACGAGGAACAACAGGUGCCCCCCCUUCGAUCGAACAAAAUGAAGAUUUCCACGGCCGUGAAUUCGAAUAACGUACCCGCAAUAAUAUUUUUGUUGGCCUGUUUGGUGAUGCUUCAGCCGAAGACCACCGAUGCUGCUCCAAGUAUGGGAAGUUAUUCGGGGUACUUCUCUCCUUUGUACCUCGAACGUCAGAAUCCUAGAUACCUGAUGCAGACCAUAUCGAGACUAAGGCAGGCUUUAAUCAACGAAGACGAUUUGGAAAAGUCGCUCGGAUUGAAAUCGCCGGUGAUUUAUUCGAAAAGAGACGGCGAGGAAUCGAAGAGGAUCGAUGUUGGAACCUACAGAGGUCGAUUAGGUAACGAUAUGUCCAUGCGCCAUUUUUUCACUCAAGCCGGAAGACGAUGAGAGACAUCAAAAAUGCCAAUUUUUUUCUUUAUUCAUAUCUUUAAUUGUAUGUAAGUUUAUAAUUCAAAUCGAAUAAAGUUUAUUUAUGUAUUAUUCGUACACGAUAACCUUCUC
This is a messenger RNA of Phyllotreta striolata, 575 nucleotides long. NCBI's taxonomy places the organism in Eukaryota, Metazoa, Arthropoda, Insecta, Coleoptera, Chrysomelidae. The record is from the annotation of a GenBank genome assembly.